AUGCCUGAAGAAGAAGAUAUUAACACAAACAAACAAGUUGAGCUUGAAGAAAUGUUUUCUAGAGACGAUGUGCUAUCUGGAAAUUAUAAUGUGACCAAAGAGAUUGAGGCUGAAGAGGAACUUCUUCAAGAUGGCGAUGAUGACUCUUUAUUGCUUCUUUUUGUAUAA
Racocetra persica is the source of this 168-nucleotide messenger RNA. Lineage: Eukaryota; Fungi; Glomeromycota; Glomeromycetes; Diversisporales; Gigasporaceae. The record is from the annotation of a GenBank genome assembly.